CUCAGAGGCUCGAAACACCCCUAAAAUGUCCCCAAAACGCGAUAUUUCACCCCAAAACCGGGCCCAGAGCCGGACCGCGACGCGAGCCCAACGCGCAUGCGCCGAUAAAAGGGGCGGUGCCUCCGCCAUCUUGUCCCGCCGCUCCCAAUGGAUCCGGGCCGUCCCGCCCGGCAGCGCGCUCCGGACUGCAUCCGCCGCCAGAAGCGCCGGGAGCUGGAUGCGCGGCGCAGCAAGUGCCGGAUCCGCAUCGGGGGGCACCUGGAGCGCUGGUGCCGCCUCAAGGAGCAGCUCGGCUUCGCCCUCCAUUCCCAGCUCGCCCAGUUCCUCCUCGACAGGUACAGCUCCCACGGCUGCGUCUGGAGCCCGGGCGAGCCGGGUCCCGGCCUCCUCCACGCCGAAGCCCUGCAGCGCCUCGUGGUGCUGUCCCACGGCCACGGCCAGGAGUGCGGCUUCGUCCCCGACGUGAAGGCGCCGGCGCCGGGCAGCGCGGCCCCGCUCGUGUGGGAGUGCGUGGCCGGGCACAGCUUCUCCUGGGGGGCCCCCGGCAGCGAGGAGCCCGGGGGGGCCCCGGGGGGCAGCGGCCGCCGGCGCUCACUGCGGCGCGCGGGGAACGGGGAGCCUGGAGCAGAGGGGGAAGCUCCGGCGCCCGCCCCGGAGCAGAGGGAAGAGCCGGGAGCUGGCGCUGGUGACACAGGUGAGCGCCGCGUGCCAGCAGAGACAGGGACCACGCGGAAGGAUCACGGGAGCGCACUCAUCCCAGAGGAGAAGGUGAAGCAGGGGCCUGAGCCCCCGGAGGAGGAAGAGGAGGAGGAGGAUGAGGAUGAGGACUUUGCCGAGGACGAUGACUUGACCUACACAGAUGACCUGCGUGAUGAGAACUACCACCCGUCCCUGGACAGUGAGUCGGAGCUGCAGCGGCGACCAAGCCAGAGCAGAGCCCCCAAGAACCCCAUCAAGGAGGAGCAGCCCCCAGAGGAGCUGAGCCUGAGCAGCUCCAGCCCAUCCGAGGAGAAGAGUGGACGAGUGAGCUGCAAGAGGCGAGCGCGGGCGAGCGAUGAGGACGUGGCGCAGAUCGGCCCCAAGAGGAUCCGGAAGGCCGCCAAGCGCGAGAUCCUCCUGUGCGACUUCGAGGGCUGUGGCAAGAUCUUCUCCAACCGCCAGUACCUGAACCACCACAAGAAGUACCAGCACGUGCACCAGAAAACCUUCACGUGCUCAGAGCCCAGCUGCGGCAAAUCCUUCAACUUCAAGAAGCACCUCAAGGAGCACGAGAAGCUGCACAGCGACAAGAGGGACUACAUCUGUGAGUUCUGUGCCCGCUCCUUCCGCACCAGCAGCAACCUCAUCAUCCACAGGCGCAUCCACACAGGGGAGAAGCCUCUGCAGUGCGAGGUGUGCGGCUUCACGUGCCGCCAGAAGGCCUCCCUCAACUGGCACAUGAAGAAGCACGGCGCCGCUGCCGGGUACCAGUUCUCCUGCGAGCUCUGUGGCAAGAGGUUCGAGAAGAGGGACAACGUCGCGGCCCACAAGAGCAAGAGCCACCCCCCCGGCGAGCGCCCAGCACCGCCGGCCCCAGUGCCCAUGGAGGGGCCGGCCCCUGGGGCCACGCUGGGGAGCCGUGCGGACCCGGAGGAGAUCCCGCCUCCCGUUGCUGAGUAUGGGGAAGGAAUCGGGAUCCAGGAUACGGGAGCAUCCCAAGGCCAGGGGAUGGAGGGUGCUGGCUCAUAGGACGCAUCCUCCUUGGACUGAGAUCAGAGGAUGAGGGGUGAUGGACAAGGGUGAUGCUGGACCCCGCAGCAGUGCCAAGAGUACAAGGAGUGGGGAAGGAACGGCGCUUCCCAGCUUCUCUGCCAAACCCUGGGCUCACACACAUGGAGCUUCCUCCCUGAAUCUCUCCCAAUGUGAGGGUGCCAACGGCACCAGCAGCAUCCUCAAUAAAGACUCAUUCCAUGUCCAAGGGGGUUUCCCCACUUCCA
Molecule: messenger RNA, 1976 nt
Organism: Pezoporus occidentalis (night parrot)
Lineage: Eukaryota; Metazoa; Chordata; Aves; Psittaciformes; Psittacidae
Product: zinc finger protein 692-like
Exons: 12
Coding region: 148-1728 (526 amino acids)
Biological process (GO): regulation of transcription by RNA polymerase II
Cellular component (GO): nucleus
Source: RefSeq, a predicted model, not a curated record